AUGCAUCUUCGUUCUGGAUACCAAUGUAUUCGUAUCAUAUUUUGGUGUUUAAAUUUGAUAUUUACGGCAAUUGGUAUUGCGAUUAUGGCAGUAGGAAUUUAUGCACUAUUGCAGUAUAACCAAUUACCAGCCUUUAGCGAUAGUACAUUGAAAGGAGGAAUUGCUAUAGCAGUAGCUGCCGGUUGUCUAAUCAUUGUUAUCGCUGGGCUUGGAUGCUGUGGAGCUUGGGCAGGCAAUACAUGUGUACUGCUACUGUACACGAUUAUCCUUGCCAUUAUUACUGCCAUCGAAAUUACUGCUGGAAUUAUUGGUUAUGUCUACCGUGACACUGUUCGAAACUAUGCUACUCGAUUUAUAAGUCAAGUCAUGAGUGAUUAUGGUAACGGCCACAACGCAACCAUAACAACAGUCAAUGAGGUUCAGCAAAAGUUUCACUGUUGUGGAGCAACUACUAUUGCUUCUUGGUAUAACAGUUCCUUCGCCAAUGGAAAGCCGAUUGUUCCAGAUUCAUGCUGUGUUAGUAUGGCUAAAAAUUGCGGCAAACAAGGCAAUAUUACUAAUAUCUAUAAUACAGGAUGCCUGACAAAAUUUAUUGAUUAUAGCAAGCGAAAUUUAUUAGCAAUAGGUGGUAUUUCUUUGGCUGUAGCCCUUUUGCAGAUAUUGGGAAUUAUAUUUAGUUGUUGCCUAUGUCGCGAGUUUCACCGACAAUCUGCGUACACCAAAGUCAAGCUUUCGGUAAAGGGCGGUCAAGAUGUUGAAGCUAAAAUUAAAAUUAAAAACCGUGGAUGUCUCCCAUGUUAA
This is a messenger RNA of Trichoplax adhaerens, 801 nucleotides long. RefSeq lists its product as uncharacterized. NCBI's taxonomy places the organism in Eukaryota, Metazoa, Placozoa, Uniplacotomia, Trichoplacea, Trichoplacidae. The coding region runs from base 1 to 801 and encodes 266 amino acids. The transcript is spliced from 6 exons. The record is from RefSeq and is a predicted model, not a curated record. Gene Ontology annotation, cellular component: membrane.